UAAUAAGUCAUUCAGUAAUCUGAAGAGACAUCAGCACUUACAUGUUGAUGCGUGCAGUAAAUCAUAGAGCAGUAGAGAUGGGUGUAGACUAAAGGAACAGUAUGUGACUUGUAGCAUGCCACAGUUUUUCAUGUUGUAAGUAAGACAGUUUUGCUGUAUGUGACAUGCUUGAAUUUUGUAGAAUGCUACAAUAUAUUGGAGUUGAUUGCUGUUACUAGCCAUAAUAACUGAUGGGAAAUUAACUGAGUCCCAUGGUACAAAACAUCUGUGCAAAUGAGUUCCAUUUUAGUCUGAUUGCUAAAUGUGCACAAGACCCUGUCUUGUUUCAUGGAAGCAGACGUGACAUGACAUGACAUUCUUCUGCAGUUAUGAUGUUAAUUCAGCACUGGAAGUAGUCACUGAAAUGGAUCAACAGCUUAUACACAUAAUCCAGCAGCAUCAUAUGCUUUUCGCUGUGUUAUCUUUGCUCUUCUGCCAUUACAUCCCCAACACCCACCGCACAUCAUCACCUAAUGCUGGUCCAGACGUCCUCAAGUCUCUAGAAGAAACUGGGAGUGGGGAAGGCGGUUAUGAAUGUGAGCAGUUUCUGUUUCAUGUAGCCCCAACACCCACUGCACUGCACCACUCGAUGCUGGUCCAGAAGUCAUCAAGACUCUAGAAGUAACUGGGAGUGGGAAAGGUGGUUAUGAAUGUGAGCAGUUUCUGUUUCAUGAAGCCCCAACAUCCACUGCACUGCACCACUCGAUGCUGGUCCAGAAGUCAUCAAGACUCUAGAAGUAACUGGGAGUGGGAAAGGUGGUUAUGAAUGUGAGCAGUUUCUGUUUCAUGAAGCCCCAACAUCCACUGCACUGCACCACUCGAUGCUGGUCCAGAAGUCAUCAAGACUCUAGAAGAAACUGGGAGUGGAGAAGGUGGUUAUGAAUGUGAGCAGUUUCUGUUUCAUGAAGCCCCGACACACACUGUCCUGCAUCACUUGAUGCUGGUCCAGAAAUUAUCAAGACUCUAGAAGAAAUUGGGAGCGGGGAAGGCGGUUAUGGCUGUGAGCAGUUUCUGUUUCAUGAAGCCCCGACACCCACUGCACAGCAUCACUCGAUGCUGGUCCAGAAGUCAUCAAGUCUCUAGAAGAAAAUGGGAGUGAGAAAGGUGUUUAUGGCUGUGAGCAUUUUGUUUGUUUAUUUUUAUUUUUCUCAACAGUGGUGUGCAGGGUAUAAACCUACCUAACAGAAAGGUUUUAAAACAGCUUCUUGAAUGUAUUUAUUUUGAAAAGGGAAACCAAAGAUAACCGCAAGUAACAUGUACAGGGCGUUCCGCAGUGGAACUGACCAACUUUGCCAGCAGGUUUGGGUGGUUAGUGUA
Molecule: messenger RNA, 1356 nt
Organism: Cryptotermes secundus
Lineage: Eukaryota; Metazoa; Arthropoda; Insecta; Blattodea; Kalotermitidae
Exons: 2
Coding region: 350-658 (102 amino acids)
Source: RefSeq, a predicted model, not a curated record